AGCAGCAGCAGCAGUUUGCAGUCGAUACCGCUGCUGCGUCGAGGAAACGCGAGACGCGCGCGACGAACAGGGGGGACGAACUCGGAGUCUCUCGGAGCGUAGAGAGAGAGUAACGAGAACCGUGCUCUGGAUAUUUGAUAUCGGGUCGCUUGAUCGAGCCUCUCCCGCGGUUCCGCGUUACUGAUCUUCGCUCGACUCCGCGCGCACAAACCGAACCCAAAGUAUAGAGUCGUAAGUGGCUCUCUCGAUGACCCUAAUACUUACCGGACGCGAAAUGAAGACGUUCACUCGCACCGUUUGCUUAUUCGUGGAAUUCAUUGCGGGUGCCAGCCCGCAGUGAUAAAUCAAGAAAUCACUGCGUGAAGAAAGGGGGAAACGAUAUUAGAGAAGUGUCGGAACGUGGUGCAGUUGAGAAAUAAUCAUCGAAAAUGAGUUGCAUAUCGCAGUGCGCCAAAUACUUUCUCUGCUUCUUCAACUUCAUUUUCUUCAUCGCCGGAGGAGCGGCAUUGACUGUCGGUAUCUGGCUCUUCGCCGACAGGAGCUCGUUCACCAAUCUCAUCGGGAAGCUCGAUCAAUCCGACUUUCUGAAUAAAACGGACGCCGAUGUUAUCAAGAUGAUCGCCUACAUUCUUAUCAUCGCUGGUGCUCUCACGUUCAUUAUCAGUUUCCUCGGGUAUUGCGGCGCUAUGUUCGAGUCCAGGUGUCUCCUCUGUGUCUAUGGCAUUUUAAUCUUGCUGGUUUUGAUCCUGGAGUGUGUGGUAGUCGGCCUCGCUUUUGGACUUAAAGGAGACGUCGAGAAGGGUACGCAGGACUUCUUGAAAUCGACCAUCGCCAAGUAUUACGCGUCCACCGGUGAUAAAACUGAUACAGUGCAAGUCGCAUGGGACGGUAUCAUGAGUAAGCUCCAUUGUUGCGGCGUGGAAAGUUAUCAAGACUUCAGUGAGAAUAGGAACUGGACUGAAAAGACCGGAAAGAAGAUCCCCGAAGCCUGUUGUCUAAAAGAAAAUGACGUCCUGAAGGAUUCUUCAUGUCCAUAUAUUCCCUCCGCGACUAACUCGUACAUUAUGACGGGUUGCUACAAGGCCAUGAUGACCGCCAUUGAGGAGAAUGCGGCGAUAGUGAUCGGUGUGGCCGCUACCCUGGUCUUCGUCGAGGUCCUGGUGAUUAUCCUGGCGCUGUACCUAGCCUGCUGCUACUGGCGCCCACAACAUGUUUAUCGAUGCGUAGAACCUUCUGGCAAGGAGUAACCUCGAGAGCAGAAUGUGCUAAGCUUUCUGCCAGCAGUUCUUUUGAACGCAGUUUCUUUUUCUUUAAGGACUUCGCGAAUACCUCGAUUGUGUUUGUACGUGUAUAUUUAAUAUACGUACAUAACACACACAAUGUACCUAUGUAUACAUGCAUAUAUACAUACAUAUGUAUAUGCAUAUACAUAUAUGUACAUGCUUUCGUGUACUUUCCAACGCAAUGGCGACGCAAGUUGAAUCCGAUGGCAUCGUACCGCAUCGUGCGCUUCGAUCGACCGCAUCAGUCUCAGAACUAUAACGUAACGAGAAUCGAAGGGUUGCAGAAAUCGAAAGCCAUAUUUAACAAUUAACGCACACGAUCGACAGAACGAUCGCUUUCACGAGUAUAAUACUACUCGAGCCCUUCGAUCACUCGCACGUAUGAAUUUCAACGGAAAUCGCGUUGAGCGGAAAGCGCGCGGAAGAUCAUUUAUGAUCAUUAUUAAUGCAAGCGCUUUAAAGUUGCAUGUGCCAAAUUAUACUGCGCGGUCAAUCGCGGAAUUACGCGAGUCAAACGCUUUUCCGUUUCGACGCUAAAGUGCCAGUGUAUCAAAUGCAUUCGCUUUCACCGAGAUUAUUAACGUGGAAUGUUACUGCACGUUUCGCAGUGGACACCACGAGCAAAUCGUUCAACGCAUGUAGAAAAUCCUUCCUGUUUUAGUUGCACUAAAACGAAACAGGGAUAAAUGAAGGAAACACUUUUCCGACGUGAAACGAACGAAAAUAUUUGGAGAUUCUUUCUCGCAUUCCGCGCGCAUUGUUAACGUAACAAUACCCGUUUCUAUCCGCUCGACGCUCACUUCUGAACAAAUCUUGUUCAUACCAAUACUUGUAUUUCAAUAUUUCGUCAUUGCCUUGCAACGUGCUCUACUCAAAAUGCUUUCAAACUCGGGCGAAAUGACCAAUAAUGUACAUAUCGUAUCUAUCGAAAUACUCCUCGGCCGCUGACAAUUUCGACGUCCAAGUUCUCGCACGAAGAACGCGAAAUGAGAGACAGCUAAAUUCGCCGUAAUAACGUUCUAAUUGUUCAUAUCUCGGUUACGAUCACCCAUCGGGCAGCUUGCUUUCCCAGAAUUCUUUGAACAUUCGUUCGAUCGUAUAGUUAUUAUUAUUAUUAUUUUUUUUUUCAAUAUCUCGCAUUCCGUCUUGUCAGUAUGAACACAAAAAAAAAACUGUCGCACGAAUUUCCAUAUAGCUUUAUAAACGACCGAGGUCGAUCGGUGGUGAAAGUGUUGUUGAGUGCAGCACAAUUUCACGUUCGGGUCCCCGACGGCGAGGUGAAUCACCUCGUCGCGGGUGCGAAAGAGAUUACGACGGUGUUAAAUACGCGCGUAUCCAUCUGAAUUGAAUCACAAUCCAUCCUAUUAAAGUAGAAACCUUUUUUCUCAAUUGGAAGGCAUUGACAAAUGGACGUUCUUUUAGCUUGUGUAGACGUAUCGUCGAGACAGGCCUGGUGAGGUGCUGAAGUAAGGAUGAUGAUUUUGAUGGGGUUUGCUUUCAAGUAAGACGGAGGUGAGGCUGUCAGUUGACAGCCGAUCCCUUCCUUGCUGCCGCUUCGCGCUGCAGCGUCUAGAUCUUAUUAUCAUCCAUUCUACUCUACAAGCGUUCUUUCGUGAAUUCUAUUGAGGCAUGGUAGCUUUUUGCUCUCCACCCUUGCAUGGCCAUGCUGUUGUAUAUUAUUUGACAGAGGCAGAGUGCCAGAUGUACAGAGGCAGAAAGUGAGAGAGAGAGAGGCCCGAUUGCAUCGUUAUUACGUGGAAGCAACCUGUAACAGGUGCAGAAUGACUGGUGUUGGUUUACUUUUGAGCAGGAGAUUUUGUGUGGGAAUAAUAUCAUGGAGUAGACGGUAUUUUGUGAUAAUGAAAACUAUAAGUGUGCAUUAAUAGUACGAUCAUUAAUCAAAAAGUUAUUUUUAUUAUUUCAGUAUCUAUAAAGCGUCCCUCGCCGAGCGUGACUUCCUCUAAAUCGCGGCCAAUUUUGAAUCGACUUUCGCUCAUCAGAGAACCGAAAUUUAACACAAUUUUCUAAUCUUUAAAAUAAUAUAUCCUUAUAACUAAGCUUCAAAUUAAAAUUCUAUUAAAAUACAGUCUAUUUGAAGUUAACUCUAGAAUAUGUUAUCCAAAACGCUUUACAGCCUUGAUCUCGAGAUCUUUGUAAAGGAAAGCUCGACUUAGGAUUGGUCAAGGAAAGUACAGUUCAAAGGAAGUGCGUUCAACGAGAGACACUUUGUAUUAACAAUAUGACAAAUUAUUAAAUGCAUAGAGCGAUGAAAAAAGAAAUAAAAUAUGGAGGAAAAAAAUGUAAAGUAGCAUAAUACAUUAGACGUUUAAAUAUGUGCAAUUGUUGUUUCAUGUUUACAAUUAAUCUAAAUGACGUUAAUUAUUAUAAUUAGACAAUUUUUCAAGUCCUGCAUAUAUAAAGAUGUUAUUUAUCAGUCGUUUAUGAAUUAGUUACGAAGCAAUAACUAUGAUUGCUAAUAGACGAGGCCAAAAUUUAUAGAACAUAUGAGUCACUAAUCAAAGCGUUCCAUCCAUAAAUAAAUACAUUUUUUCGUAAUUCAGGUAAUAUCGAGUUUAACAAUAAAUAUAUACACGAGCGCGGAGAGAUCUUUUUUCUCUCGCGUGCGCGCUAUCGAUUUUCUGAGAAGCGAAACGAUAAAUUAUCAAAUUGUGUUUGUCAAAGCCAAACGAGUAUGCAAUUGGGCCUGUAAGUUUUCAUUUGAGCUUUCAGCGUGACUUCAUUUUAUUUCACACGGUGUUUUACUCAUCGAAUCGCUAUCGGCACAAAUUAUUAAACACACACGUGGCGAAAAUUCUACUCGGAAUUGUGGAUACGCAAAGUAACACAAACAUUUUAACUGUUUCCUUUCUCUCCUUCUCAUUAGUUAUAGUAGCUUAGUCAGCAAUCUAUUGUCUCAAUGUUGCAAACGCUAUACGGUACCUAACAGAUACAUCACAGAGAGAUCGCAGGAUGAGGUAUACCUCAUUCACGUUUACAUAUGUAAAGAACAUAUAUAUAUAAAAAGAAAUGUAAAUGGGACAACGUACAAUUUCGAGGAGAAGUCCAUAUACCUUCAUAAGAAAUCAAUAAUAUGUAUGUUAGUGUACUUUCAAUGUUUAACACACACUGCUGUAUACGCAAAAAUCUGUACGUAUGCGCACCGAACUCGCGCGGAGGGCCAGAGCCAAAAAAAAAACCCAAAUAAACAGCAACAACAAAAAGAAAAACUAUUUCAAGACUGAAAAAAAUUGAACUAAAUUGCACGCACACUGCAAUGAUUUGACGCGGACCUUACGAAACGAAGAUAUCAUUUCCUUAGCGGGAUGCGUGUAUAUAUAUUUAGAUAGAGUAUAUUUUUCUAGAGUUUCUGCGAUAUCUCGCGGCGCGCGACAUCGUACAAGUGAAACGCGAAAGAAACUUCCGAUUCUUUGUUCAUUUCGAGGGGAUCGCGAACAAACGGGGAAAUUGUAUCGCAUUUGCGACAAUACGAUCGCGCGCGCGCGCAUGACGCGCGUGCGGCCGGGUGUGUCGACCGGGAAAUGCAAAAAAAAAUGAUGCACAAACGAUCUUACGCGUUUUCUUCCGUACCUGAACUUUUCUAGAUUUAACGACGAUAUAGCCCGUACGAAACGCGGAAGCUUUCGAUUACAUCGCAGCACUUGUAAUAUUGCAAAGUACGGCGCGCAAAGAUAUAGGUGGAUGUUCCAACAUUGCUGCGGAUGUUGCAGCAACAUUGCACGACGUACGUAUUAGCGGUAUUGCAAUCUUUCCGCGAUAGUAUUUCCGCGAGCCUUCCGCGCCGCACGGCGCGGUGCAGUACGAGUCUCUUGUUUGGAGGAUCUACGCCGUUAUUUAUGCAAUCGCGGACCGCGCUGUACUGUGUGUGCGAUAUAUAUAUAUAUAUAUAUAUAUAUAUUGACUUGACGAGAUGAUGUACUUUCGUUCCAUCGUUCUUUCCCCGUGCCGGCGUGCGCGUACGUACACACACGAAUCGACGGUAAUAUCUUAAAUGCGGACGGUAGUUUUUACGAUGCUACUAUUUACAAUCGCUACUAAUUGUUCAUGCCGCACAUUCUAGACAUUUUCGUUUCCAGUGUUAACUUGUUGGUGCUGCUGUUGACGAGGCAUUAAGAGCAUGGAACUGUUGAGUAGUGCCUCCUAGCACGUUGAGCCCUUAGCGCUCCUGUGCCUUGCUUGCUUGAAACUCUAGCUGCUAGCCCAGCCUAGGCUAGCUGAGAAGUCGGCCGAACAGAAACCAAUUCUUUGACGCUUGAGUUGACGAAACGUUUCGGGAAAACAAAACCAAAAAAAAAAAAGAAAAGAAAAAAUAUAUAAGACAUUGGCAGUGACGUAGAAGAUAUGGCUUAUGGCGUUACUGCUCGUUUUUCUCGAUGGAGAACUCAGGUCCAGACCCAUCAAUCUUAUAUAUUUUACUGUGUGUAUAUGUAUGUAAGAUUGAUAAAUAUAUAUAUCUCGCGUUGCGUAAUCACAUAAGUGAUAUACGCAUGUACAUAUAUAUAUUACGAUACGAAGUAUCCCAAAACGUCACUGUAAAUUGCUAUAACGUUUCGUAGUUUCGCUAAGUGUUUGUAUAUUACGGAGGUACAAGCGUUUAAAAUGAUCGAGAGGUCCGUGUACGAAGACGAAUCCUUUUUCUCUUUCCUUUCUUCCGGCUCUUGAUCGUCCGCAAGUUAACGCAGAUGCACGUCGAUGAAACGCGACAAGUAGAUGUACAUACGCGACGCACGCGAUAUUACAAUAUUUUCGUAACAAAAAAGUUUUAGAUGCUUGUAUACUCACAACAUAGAAUACUCAUGUUUCGCGAUGUUUCGUUCAUUUCUCUAAAAAUAAAUGGAUAAUGGAGGUACGAUUCAACGAGAUACUCGUGACGAGAAUCCGAUUUACUUUUUGGCAACAUCUUUUUCGCUGUAUUUUUUUUAUUGCAAAAUUUUUGGUGGAAGCGCUUUUUUUUAUACGUAACACUCACUAAAUCUUGCACAAGAAUUCAUUGUUUCAGUAGCAUUCGGUGAAAUAUAAGUCGGAGGUAAUGCUAUGAAAUGCUAACGAGCUGAUUGCUCGAGCCAUUAAAGAGAUAUAUUUACGAGAUGCUUUCGAAGGAUUUAUUGGCAGAGAAAGGCUUUUCUUUUUUCACGUAACGUUCUCUGAUAAAAAUUUUAUAUACUUACGUGAUACGUUCUUCAACCUGAUAUACAUGCUUCUAGCUUUAUAUUUUUCUUAAAUAUAUAAUAUAUAUAUAUGUACCUGAGUAAUUAAAAAUUGUCAGAUAUCUAUAUCAGAUGUAUAAUUGUCUGAGAAAUAGGAAUGGCGCGUCAUUGCUAAUAGCGCGUAGAGAUCGGCGGGAGCAUUUUACAUAACGCAUACACUUUGUGAGGCAAGUCACGAAGUCAGAGUGUUUAUAUUGAACGUUAAUUCUCUUUUUCUUUAUCAAUUGCCGUGUAUGAAAAUGUGCUGCACAUCACUGUUUCCCAAUAGUGGAAGUAAAAAAAAAACGAAUCAAACCUCCUUUUACCUCUGACACAAGUAUAUAUUGAAGCUAUGUCAAAAGAAUAUUUUAUCAUGUACACCUGCAAACCAUGUAACGCAUAAUUAACGACGAGCCCAUAUUGAUCCAUAGAUUGCGCGUCGCUCGCAUAAGAGCGAUACACGAGAUAUCGCACAGACUAAUUGGAGGAUUGAAAUUCUCAUCAACUCGUUUAGCUGAUAGUUUAAAAACUAUAUGAUAUAUAUAGUGAAAUGCUUGUUUUUAUAUAAUGUGCAGUUUAAUUUAGAAAUGAAGAACACGUUUUUUGCAUGCAAUAUUAUGCACUAUGGAUAUUUAUAUUUAUUUUUAAACGUUCGCAUAGUGUGUCCGUCAAGUAUCUUAAAAAUAAUGUAAAGGUUCUUUUUAUUGCAAUCUGAUCCCUAUGUGAAUUGCCGAUAUCGUGAACAUCAAUCCAGAAGGAGAGGGAAGCUUUUCUGCAAAUUAUUUUUCACUUAAUCACGGAAAAAAUAAAUUAAAGAAAAUAGCUUCGAAACAGUUACGUCUUCGUUUUCUCAACGGAGAAUACAUUGACUUGUAUUCACGUACGUGACAACCAAGAUCGUCGAGCUCGCAGAAUCAAAUUAAACAAUGGGAUCGAUAUUGCAAUACAAACAACCUGAUUCUUAUAAUGCUGUCUAAUAUGUAGUCCCAUAAUAUUGAAUGUAUAAAUUUCAGAAAGACUAUUUAAAGUCAAGUGAAAAAAAUAACAAUUUAAAAAAAAACGAAGAGCCUAAGACACCAGUUUAGAAAUCUCACGUAGAAUUUGUGGAAGUCGAGUCAAGAUUAAUGUGACAAGUUUAUGUGUUUACUCUGAAAUUGCGAUAAAAAUGAUAAUGAAAUAUAAAUGCGCGUGUUGUAGUCGUAUGCUAUGGUAUAUGAUAAAAUUUAGUUUCGCGUCAAAUCAAUAUAUAAAUGAUAUCUACACAAGUAUCUUUUUGGUACUAAAGAUACACAAAGAAUAUAUAGGCUACUGUGCAAAAAAUUAUUUUUGAAAAACUAUGUGAGAUAUUACGAUAAGAUUACCAAAAAAAAAA
Messenger RNA from Wasmannia auropunctata (little fire ant), 7859 nucleotides. RefSeq names its product tetraspanin-1 (gene Tsp66E). Lineage: Eukaryota; Metazoa; Arthropoda; Insecta; Hymenoptera; Formicidae. The record is from RefSeq and is a predicted model, not a curated record. The coding region runs from base 429 to 1247 and encodes 272 amino acids. Gene Ontology annotation, cellular component: membrane. The transcript has 9 exons.